CAACCCCGAUCGACCCUCACCCCACCAAACUCUCUCUGUCUUUCCUCUCAUCCACAGCCGCCGCCGCACUCAUCCGCCUGGCGAUCCCACCGGCCGGCGCCCUCCGCCCUCAUCCCCUCCACCUCCCGCACCUUCUAUCCAUCUAUAUGCCCCUAGACUAGAUCAAGCAGGCGAGCGCUAUCAGAUCGGGAUCGGUGAUGCCCACGGCAGGGCAUCUGGAUCCACGGAGGGGAGAGGAGGACGUCAGCGGCGGCGGCGGCGAAGCGGGCGAUGCUGGCGCGGGCGGGGCGUGCGGCGGAGCAGUCCAGGCCGGCGGCGGAGGCGGUGCGGGUGGUGGCGAUCGGGAAGACCAAGCCGGUGUCCCUGCUGCGGCAGCUUCGACGAGAACUACGUCCAGGAGUUUAUCACCAAGGCGCCGCAGCUUCCAGAAGAUAUCCGGUGGCAUUUCGUCGGACACUUGCAGAGCAACAAGGUGAAAUCUCUUGUAGACACCGCAUUUCUGCUGCUGCAACCCCAGCUAGCACCGAUGACGCCAUGCAUGGAGCAAGUCAAGGCACUCAGGAAGGUGCCAAGGAGAUGCUGGACCAAGGCAUGGAGGCAUUGCGAGCUGAAGAGCACAUAGCUGCAGAUGCUGGAGGCCGGGCCGGUGAGCCGAGGAUUGGAGGUAGCGCUGAUUGGUGUUUUUAUGAAGAGAUAGGAUGCCACUGUUUGGUGUUUUUAUGCAUUUUGGUUUGCUUGUAACUGUGUUUGCACUAGCUGGGAGUAGGUGACUUGGCAAGAAGUGUAGGUGUUUUAAUUGAAGGCAUGAAAAGCCAUGACAAUAUGUAUGCUCUUACAGAAUGUGCUCUAAUGCCGCUGGUUUAUUAUAAAUCUUGGAUUAGUAAUGAUGUGUAAUGCUGCUAGUUUAUUGCAAAUAUGUGUUUGUUUUAGUUGGAA
Triticum dicoccoides is the source of this 936-nucleotide messenger RNA. RefSeq lists its product as uncharacterized. Lineage: Eukaryota; Viridiplantae; Streptophyta; Magnoliopsida; Poales; Poaceae. The coding region runs from base 271 to 741 and encodes 156 amino acids. The record is from RefSeq and is a predicted model, not a curated record. The transcript has 4 exons.